AUGAAAGCUCCUUUGACGAUCAUGUCGAGCUCAGAAACCAACAAAGCAACAACCAGCAGUCUCUCAAGCUCCAGCACACUUGACCCCAAGAAACAAGAAAUAAUAUCGAUUAUCGAAUUGAAGAACGGAAAGGUCGUGUGCAAACAGAAAUGCAUCUCCUUCGAGAAGCAAUCGGAAACCUUGCAAGAGAUCGUGAAAUUUCGAGAAAUGCUCGAGGGGCGAAUUGAAAAACAACUGCCACCAUUAGAUGUGAUUCCUGAUGAGCAUCAGCCUCUAAUUGCGAAAUUGGCUCACGAAAGUGAUAAAACUCUGGGCGCCCUCGCAAAACACAUACAUCACGAGCUACUCCCUACCCAAGACGAGGAUGAGGAAAUUCAGAAAGUCUCUAGCGCAAAUGUUGCUCUUCCACUCAAAGUUGUGGAAUCCGCGAUCAAGUUGAUUCUAUCGCGCAACAAUUAUGGGUUGGACUUUGGGAAUGCCAAACCUCCUGCUGCUGUAUCUGUUUGGCGCUGGGAGGUUAAGGAUAAAUAUCGCGAAUGGCUUCCAAAAACUGGCAGGGAGAAAGCAGAAGCCAGGCUUGCCGAGCGUGUUCGGGCCAAAGAGGAUCUGAAGUUGACCUUCGACGCGUUACCACAAACCGAGCGCGACAAGAUUUUUGACAUGAGGAUUCGGAAAAAUCCUGCCAAGGAUAUCAACACAGACACCACAUUGGAGCCCGAGAGGCUUGAACAGCAGCCCGAUGAAUCAAUGAAGCCUUCACCUCAACAAUUGAAUCAACAAGUCAAGCAAAAGUCGGAAAAUGUAGAGAACGAUGCCGCUACCGACAGUGCAACUCCUAAGGCCAGUCGGCCCAAGAAAGCGCUGGACGCGGAGAAAGCAGCUAAGGAGAAAGAAAGACUUGAAAGGAAAGCCGCGAAAGUCGAGAAGGAAAAGAAGGAAAAGGAUGCCCAGAGUAAAUCGCGGUCUAUCAUGGCAAAUUUCUUUGCGAAGCCCAAGGCGUCCAAGGCGUCUACAUCUUCCCGCGCACCUUCGAAUGAAGUUGAGAUAGCCAUAGCGGGUCCUUCCCAGGUUCAAUCGGAGUUCAGCAAAUCGUUUAAACCAUUCGUCCUGAAAAAAGAUGCAACCCUCGCUCCGAUAAAUUGGUUCCUCAAAAAGGGGAAGCAAAGACGUCGGCAUGUAUCAUCUGCGCAUGCUAACGAAGUUAUCAAUAUCGAUUGUGACGACGGAGACGAGGACAUAAUAAUUGUUGACAUGCAGGAUUGCCAAAGCACCAAGGGACAGGCAGACUUGGGCACCAUGUCUGCGCGCGACCGUCUCGAUUCCAUUCUUGCUACUUUGCCUCCUUCUGCGGAACCCUCUCGGCAUCUCUCGCGAAGAAACCGUCAGUUCAAGACCUACAAUCCCGUUGCUGUGCGAGACAUCGUUUCACAACUCUCAGAGGCUGAGAUUAUUGGCGACGAUGCCCUUGUGAGGCGUUUACUUGAAAACCUAAGAGAUCGAACGAUCGUACCAGCCAAGGUCUUGAUAUUUACCGAAGAUGCCCGACCUGGUUAUUUUGGAACUUGGUCUCGAAGUUCUCGCAUUAUUGGCCCUCGUACGCCUUUGGCAAAGGAUGUACUAGUCUUUGACUAUGGUUAUAAUAGCGGUGAAGAGUGGGAGCAAGAAGCGGCCGGCGACGCUGACGACGUGGCAGACGAUGGGGAGGAUGAAGAUCCCGAAAACGAAGAUGUGGACUCUGAUCUGGACAGCUGGCUCGUGGAUGACGAUGAAGAGCCAAUGGUUCUGGACGCCGAGUUGACUCCACCUGAAGUUGACUUUACUCCUCACUCUACCAAGCGGAAGGCAGAUGACGGAGAGCGGAGACUAGAGAAGAAACGGAAGGUAGUCGUGCCUCUGGUCCCGUUCGUUAAAGGGCCUUGUUGGGAAACCACACUUGGUGUAUGCUCAUACGACCCUUUCAAGUCGUACAGACUGCAAUUGUUCAAUGAUACCCCUUUUCCUAUUGACCCAUUUACUUUUGUGUCAUCAUGCAUUGAGGAUCAACAGAGCAGCGCGGCGCCUAUACCCACCAAUGGCGACGGCGUUUUUAUCGUGCCGUCCCUCCCGCCACGCCUGACAGCUCCAAAUAACGCUACUUUCAUCGAUUGUACUCCUUUCGUGUCCUCACCUGGGUCUUCUGUGACCGCUCCCAAAAAGCCUGCUCCAACCCCUAAAACACCAUUUCCCGACACACACCUUCCAUUCUUACUGGACAAGAUCACCCAACUUCAGGCAUCGAGUUUCAUCCUCUUGGUUGAAGCCAUUUACCAUGAUUUGCGAGGGCACAAAGUCACGAAGAUAUCCAUUGAGGCGAAGGUGAGGGAGGUUGGUGAGAAAUGCAAGGAGAAGAAAGUUUGGGUUGUCAGGCCUUCUAUUUUGGCGACUCAGGUGCCAUGA
Laccaria bicolor S238N-H82 is the source of this 2436-nucleotide messenger RNA. RefSeq lists its product as uncharacterized. Gene Ontology annotation, cellular component: CAF-1 complex; nucleus. The record is from RefSeq and is a predicted model, not a curated record. The transcript has 10 exons. Bases 1 to 2436 code for a protein of 811 amino acids. Gene Ontology annotation, biological process: nucleosome assembly. Lineage: Eukaryota; Fungi; Basidiomycota; Agaricomycetes; Agaricales; Hydnangiaceae.